Talaromyces stipitatus ATCC 10500 is the source of this 2460-nucleotide messenger RNA. RefSeq names its product FHA domain protein. The record is from RefSeq and is a predicted model, not a curated record. Bases 143 to 2047 code for a protein of 634 amino acids. Gene Ontology annotation, cellular component: cytoplasm. Gene Ontology annotation, molecular function: protein binding. NCBI's taxonomy places the organism in Eukaryota, Fungi, Ascomycota, Eurotiomycetes, Eurotiales, Trichocomaceae. The transcript has 4 exons.
CACCGCUGCCAGGUGGGGUGACACAGCUUCUAUAAUCUAUCUGGAAGGGACAGCCCGUUGCCUUUUUGUCGACUUUCCUAUAUUUACUGUCUUUUCCAUCCGAUUUCUCUUUCCAGGGGCAUUUCCACCUAGCAUAAAUAUCAUGGCUUGUGAACAGGUGAUCGUUACCCUCACCCCGGUCUACUCGCCGGAUACCCUUCCGUUUAGAUCUCUAGCCUUCUCAUCGAACAACGAGACUAUACCCAUCGGUAGAGCGUCCAAAUCGGAGACCAAGAACCUCGUUCCAGGUCAUGAUAAUGGCUGGUUUGAUUCUCGAGUUAUGUCCCGUGAUCACGCUGUGAUCAGUGUCUCAAUGGAGAAAAAGGCGGUGUAUAUCCGUGACCACGGCUCCCUUCACGGAACUCAACUCAAUGACGUGACUAUCACUCCUAAACAGAAUGUUACUGUCAAGAGUGGGGAUGUCUUGACCUUUGGUAAUGAGAUAUCACGGGGCACUCAAACCUUCCGUCCUGUUGCUGUUCGUCUGGAUUGCGAAUGGCACGAGAAGCCUAUUGCACCGUCUCCCACAAAGCCAACUGUGAACACUUUCAGGGUCCCUGAUGAAGAGGAUGAUAUAGUCGAGGUUGUCAGUUAUAAAGAAGUCGCACAGCAAAAUGCUAUGCAAUGGGCUUCUGAUUCUUCUGACGUGGAUUAUGGAAGCGAUAUGAGCCGACCUCUCGAUUUGACUUCUCCCAUCACCUCGCCUGAGAUCAAGACCUCCCAAUUGCCCAAACAGCAAGCUUUCGAGGCUGGCAAUGCUGCUAGUGUUCAACAGACCAGUGUGACAACCAGUGAAGCAGCGAACCCUCCAUCCAGCCCACCUGCUCAGUCAGAAGAUGAAGACCAGUCUGGAUCUGAGGCAGAGGAGGAUGACGGUAGUGAUUCCGAUGACUCGGCAGGCGAAGAUACGAGGAAAGUCUUCGAUGAUGAAUCAGAAGCGAGCGAUGACGGCCAUUAUGAAGGCAGUGACUGGGAUGAACAGGAGGCCGACCUUGCUGGUGUCCAGGCACCUCCUUUUCCUUCCUUUCAGGGUAGUAUGGCUCCACCAUUUGCGGGCCUCAAUGCAGGCAGCGGGGAAGUCAAACCCUCUACUCGUGAUGAAAUUCAACCCAUCCCACCGAUGCCAACUCUAGAGGAGGUGAAUAAUAUGCUAUUCCAGACUAAAGAGUCAGCUUCUGCCGUGCCAGAGCAGUCGCGUAUCAGCACUGCAUUCCCUCAACAAGGCUUCACAUUCCCAGAAUAUUCCUUUCCACGCAUUCCUACUCCUCCACGCAUCCCUAGCCCGUCAGACAAGGCCAUGGCAAAGCCAUUGGGCAUUCCAGCAGCCCCUGCACCAGCUCCUGUGUAUCACCCUUGUAGCAACUUUUCGCGUGGCCUCGCAGCCCCCAAGCAUGGUCUUCUCAAACCAACUCUUCACAACACCGGCGGCCUUGGAUCCAGCAAUGCGAACGAGUCGUUCCCUUUCGGUCCUCAUCGGUCAUCGGGAUAUUUACGCAACUUCAACAAAGUUCCAGACGAUGGCCGGCCUAGUUGGCUUCACGAUACCAUUUCGUCGCGUCGAUCAAGCAUUGAGAACCCCGAACCUUUGAAAAAGGCCGAGAAGCUUCCGACCGCACCUAAAACUCGAGUACCAGCUUCGGGUAUGGUUGGAGCAUAUACUCAAGACACCACUGCAGCUAUCAUGAAUUUGAAACGCAAGGUAGACGAGUAUCUCGCUGAUCUCAAUCAGACUCCUAAAGAGAUUGGCAAUACUCAAGAUAGUAUCGCAGAUGCACAGCCCCGGCCCAAUAUGCAGGCUCUCGAGCUCACGCAGUCACAAGGUACUGAUACUCAGUCCCUCCAAGAAGUUGCGCAGACCAGCCCCAAGAAGAACCCCCGUAAGCGAGUCAAAACACAUCAAGCUUACACGUUCAUGAAGUACGCAGCAAUAGCGGCUGUGGGCGCUGCUGUUGGCAGCAUUGGUACUAUUGCUGGUCUCUCUUCUCUUCCUGCAGAUUACUUUAGCUAGUCUCCGUCAAGACUCCUUCCUGACUCUACUUUAUGUUGGGGAUACAUCAGAGUGACUAUGAACGGAUCAGAUGGUUACGACGCAAUGAUACCUUUUUUCUAUUUUCCAGAUUACUACGAUGGCGUUGAACGGGGCGUUUAACAUGACGGUGUUUCUGAGCUUCUCAGGUUGCAGGAUGGAAUGGGGACAUGGUCUGGAUAGGAUGGGACACGAUACGACAUGUGCUGCAUAAGGGAAUUAUAGCUUGCACCCGUGGAGGAGUUUCAAGGGCAUGUCUCCCUUUCUUCCUUCCUAUCUCCUUUGUUUGUUUGUUUUCUUCUUUUUUUCCCUUUUCCUUUGUCGUGACAUGCGGCCAUUUAAUUUAGGGGUAGUAUGCCUAGGAAAUCUCAAUUUUACUCUUGACUGCAAUGUUC